Pseudopodoces humilis (Tibetan ground-tit) is the source of this 1019-nucleotide messenger RNA. It is a transcript of the gene REEP6, whose product is annotated as receptor accessory protein 6. NCBI's taxonomy places the organism in Eukaryota, Metazoa, Chordata, Aves, Passeriformes, Paridae. The record is from RefSeq and is a predicted model, not a curated record.
CCCCCGCGGCAGCACUGACCGGGGCGCGGGGUCGGUCCGGGGCCGCUCCGGGGCCGCCGCCGCCGCUUCCUCACCUUCAGCAUCGCCACCGCCGCCAUGGGCUCCGUGCAGCAGCGCCUGGACCGCUUUCUCUACAGCCCCGGGCCGAUCGGCGACCUGCUGGGCCGGCUGGAAGCCCGUACCGGCGUCCAACGGCUCUACCUGGCCACAGGUUCCGUGGCUUUCGUGGGGCUGUACCUCAUGUUCGGCUACGGCGCUUCCCUGCUCUGCAACAUCAUCGGCUUCGUGUACCCCGCCUACGUGUCUGUCAAAGCCAUCGAGAGCAGCAGCAAGGAGGAUGACACCACGUGGCUCACGUACUGGGUGGUCUACGGCAUCUUCAGCGUCGCCGAGUUCUUCUCUGACAUUUUCCUCUACUGGUUCCCCUUCUACUACGCCGGGAAGUGCCUGUUCCUGGUGUGGUGCAUGGCCCCAGUGCCCUGGAACGGCUCCCAGCUCAUUUACCACAGCAUCAUCCGGCCCUUCUUCCUCAAGCACCACCACGCCGUGGACAACAUGAUGGGUGACAUCGGCACCAAGGCCCUGGACGCGGCCUCCACCGUCACCCGAGAAGGCAUCAAAGCAUCCCUGAACAUGGCAGAGUUAAUGCAGAAGGCGAAAUAAGAGGGGCAUCGGGGCCUCCGGUACCGGCACUACAGCCCCGAUCCUGGGAGCAGUACCGGCACCAGCGGCUCCAGUACCGGCACUACAGCCCCACUACUGAUACCGGCAACCCCCGUUCUGGCACCGACGUCCCCCAUACCGGCACUACAGAUGCCGGUACCGGCACCAUGCUCCCGGUACUGGUACCGGCAUCCUCCGUUCUGGCACUGAAGUCCCCCACACAGACGCCGGUACCGGCACCAUGGCCCUGUUAACGGUACCGGCCAGCCCGGGCCGUUCCCGUCCGGGAUCCCGAGUUUCCCCAGCCCGAGUCCGUUGUUUCCCCGGUUUCUCAAUAAAGCCCGGUGCCCACCGAG